Molecule: messenger RNA, 655 nt
Organism: Diabrotica balteata
Lineage: Eukaryota; Metazoa; Arthropoda; Insecta; Coleoptera; Chrysomelidae
Source: the annotation of a GenBank genome assembly
UUGACGUUUAUAGUACACGUCAAUCUUGAUACAAAAUACCAAGUUUUGUAAAUACAUAUUUUCUAUUUUUUUCAAAGUUAUAAAGGCAUAUUUAACCGUGGCAGCGUAUAAAAUGAGGAGGGCCCACGCAGGUAACUAUUACGAGCCAUUGCCACAAACUUCCAACGAAAUCGAAGAUGAAAAUGAUAGAAUGACUAAUGAUCUGCAAGAAAAGAUUGGUGUCCUAAAAUCGUUGACUAUAGACAUUGGAAACGAAGUUAAAUACCAGGACAGACUUCUCAGAGAUGUGGAUGAUGAUAUAGAUAAGACAGGAGGAUUCUUGGGCACAACCAUGUCAAGAGUACUGAGAUUAUCCAAAGGUUCCCAUAAUUACCUCAUCCUAUAUUUAUUUGUGUUUUCAGUAAUUGUAUUUUUUGUUCUGUACCUGGUUAUUAAGUUUAGGUAGAUGUUGUAUAGUUUCUAUCACUGUAUAAUUAUGUAUUGGGCUGUAAUGUAUGUAUUAUGGGACAUGUUUGUAGAAAAAUCUAUUGGAUUUAUAUAAUUUCAAGGAGUAACUAUAAUAGACCAUUUGUUGAGUGUAUUUGUCUUUAAUGACCACUUUUAUAUAAAUUAUUUUAUGAUCUGUAUGUAUACUUUUGGGGCACUUCAUUUGGGA